AUGGCGACCAUAGAUUACAAGAAUGUUCCUAUUGAAGAAAAAGCUCUCUACGUGCCACCGUUAAACGAGAUAGCUGAUGUGUUAUCUCGUGGACUUCAGAGCACAUUUGAGUCUGUGGAUGUGUCGGUUGUGGAGAGCCCCGAUCUCACGCAGCCGCCCUUCGAGCUCACUUCACCAGGAUUAACGGGGAACGCAAAGUUGGUAGAAAUCGGUGGCCCACCAUAUUUGGUGCCUCUGGUUCGGCGUGACAAGAUCUACGACUUGGCAGAGCUGCUGCGGUUCCUUCAGCGAGACCCCGCCUUACUCGCCGGAGCCGGUGCAGGGCCUUGGCCUUAUAUUGGUGUAAAUUGCGAGGGCAUCAUCAAUGUGAGCGUGCGCGGGGGUGAAGUGGAGCAGGGCACGCGCGUGGUGUCGGUGCAGCCGGUGGGCGCGGCCAAGGGCAGCAGCUCCUACCUGCAGCGGCGCCUGCCCAAAAACGAGACCCGCUCUGCGCUGCUCGGCAACUACCUGCUCAGCGACGGACAGUCCGGGAAGGUAUUAAAAGUGGUGGUUAAGAAGCGAGUUGGUAAAUCCAACUUCAUCACUGCCAUCAGAGAUACUCUAAAGGAGCACUACGGAGAUAAAGUUGUAGGUCUGGGUGGCACGUUCCUGCUUCGGGCGGGUCGCGUGAAGCACCACGUGAUGCCGGACUUCUCCGCGACGCCGCUCUGCUCCGACUCGGACGUGGACAACUGGCUCCACUACUUCGAAAUGCGGGCGCCUAUCACCCACGUCGGCACGCUCGUCACCGGUGAUUUGGGCUUAGAUCUGCGCGUGCAGCAUUUCCACGGAUACAGCGCGCACGGAGACGGUGGCCACUACCACUACGACACCACCCCCGAGGAGGUGGAGUACGAGGGAUACUUCGUCCCGGCCGCCGCUGUCGUGCGAAUCGACCCGCCCGAGAAUACGCACAGCUUCGGACGGGAUUGA
Molecule: messenger RNA, 972 nt
Organism: Parnassius mnemosyne (clouded apollo)
Lineage: Eukaryota; Metazoa; Arthropoda; Insecta; Lepidoptera; Papilionidae
Source: the annotation of a GenBank genome assembly